Molecule: messenger RNA, 693 nt
Organism: Bactrocera latifrons
Lineage: Eukaryota; Metazoa; Arthropoda; Insecta; Diptera; Tephritidae
Exons: 2
Coding region: 1-693 (230 amino acids)
Source: RefSeq, a predicted model, not a curated record
AUGGCAUCCUCGUCGAUCUCAAAAACCAACGAGUCAUCGACGAAACCACAAGACCGCGCACCUCAGCACAAUCAAUCAUCAAGGUUUUGGCAACUGCUUGCCGAAUAUCCUAAGAUUACACGUCCCGAUGGUGAACCCAAACAAAUUUCACAUACAACGCAACAUCACGUCAAGACAACCCCUGGCGUUAAAGUCAGCAGUGCUUGGCGAUUAGGUCCCAAACGACUAAAAAUCGCGAAAGCUGAAUUUCAAGAGGUGAUCAACCUGAGUGGUGCAAGACCAUCCUACAUCUGGCGCCCAAUUAGAGUGACGAAUGGCGCCCAUGCGGCUAUUAACGUCGUCUCAACAAACGUACCAUACCAGAUCGGUACCCAGUUCAAUGAAGAUUUCACUGCUAAUUAUCACAGUAUAUCUUGCUAUUCAACCAUCGCUGAAGAAGACGUCCACAAAACGGCUGCAAUCACACCGUUUGGUCUCUUCAAGUUUCCAUUUAUGACUUUCGAACUCCGAAACGUAGCUCAGACCUUUCAACGCUUCAUCGAUGAAUUAACCCGAAAUCUACCUUUCGUUUUUGCAUACAUCGAUGAUCUACUGGUCGCAUCUGCUAACGAAGCAGAGCACAAACAAAAUUUGCGUAUCGUCUUUCAACGCUUUCGACACUAUGGCUUAGUCAUCAGCACAACAAAAACAUGA